AUGCGUGUGAUAGGCCCUAUCGUGCCCGCUCGUCCUCUGGUAGCCUUUCUCCCCAUCGAUAGCCACCAUGUACACCACCGCCCUUCAAACGAUGUCCUUGUCCUUCUCCACGGUCUUCACGAACUCGACCUCGUCUUCGAUCUUCUCGGACACGACUUCCGUCACUACGACUUCUCCGUCCACCACGACCUCUCCGUUCACUACGACCUCUCUCUCCACCAAGGCCUCUCCAUCAACCACGAACUAUCCCUGCACUGCGACCUAUCCCCCACCGCUCUCGCUACCCCCAUCGUCGUCGUGCAGCGACACGAUCUCGGCCACCACCCUCCUCUCCGUACCAUUAAUUCCGACAUCAUGGCCCUCCAUACCUCCAGGACUAAUUUCGCCUACGGCUGCUCCUCACAACAUCGGUGCACCGACGCCAUCAUCUCCCUCAUCUCCGUCACCUCCAGACACUACAGCUCCCGAUAUACACAAUCCCGACGAGCCAUCCUCGCACACACCAUAUUCGCCAACAACGUCCUCCAGCCCGACUCAACAGCCCGGUGA
Molecule: messenger RNA, 549 nt
Organism: Cyclocybe aegerita
Lineage: Eukaryota; Fungi; Basidiomycota; Agaricomycetes; Agaricales; Hemipholiotaceae
Source: the annotation of a GenBank genome assembly